AUGCUGGUGACCUAUUUGGAAGCCAGCCGGGACCUUUGCGAGACGGACUCAAUUCUUUUUGGCGCCGCGCUGGCAACCUGCCGUAUCAUAGGCGCCAAGGUUUCCACGGCUGGACGCGCUACUGGCCAUAGUAGCGCUAUCCCAGCAUGGAGAAGAAGAACUGAGGAACGUAUCGCAAAGGCUAGAGCUCUCAUCGGCAGACUGAUAUGCUUCAGAUCAGGCAACAACAGGCCAAGAAUUGUGCGCACCGUCAGGAUGGCGUUUGCUGGGACAAAUGUCAGUUUGUCCCAGCCGGAUAUAACGCAAAAACUGACGGAGCGCAUAGAUGAUCUGAAGCAGAGAAUCGCUGCUUGGGGAAACCGGAUUCGGCGAUAUACCGAGAGGUCGACACGGUUCAACCAGAAGCGUCUCUUCCAGAGUGAUCAGAAGAGGCUCUAUGAAUCAUUGGAGCGACCAAUGGUAAGUGGAACGGGUCCAGCGCCGAAUCAGGCCGACACUGUAGCAUUCUGGCGCGGCCUGUGGUCAGAGCCCGUAAACCACAGCGAGGGCCCUUGGACGGAAGUUGUGGCGAGUGAGUGUGCGGGUAUUACGCCCAUGGACCCCGUCAUCAUAACGCCGGAUGACGUAGCUGAGGCGGUCCGUAGGGCCCCGAACUGGAAAAGUCCGGGGCUUGACGGGCUGCAUCACUACUGGCUGAAGGGGUUCAUGGUGUGUCACUCUGUGCUCGCCCGACAGUUUCAAGAGGCUCUCAACCAGAAGUCGCUCCCAAGCCUCUUCACUACUGGGAUCACUCAUUUGGGUUCCUAA
Parnassius apollo (apollo) is the source of this 807-nucleotide messenger RNA. NCBI's taxonomy places the organism in Eukaryota, Metazoa, Arthropoda, Insecta, Lepidoptera, Papilionidae. The record is from the annotation of a GenBank genome assembly.